Messenger RNA from Pyrus x bretschneideri (Chinese white pear), 856 nucleotides. Its product is annotated as glutaredoxin-C11-like. The transcript has a single exon. NCBI's taxonomy places the organism in Eukaryota, Viridiplantae, Streptophyta, Magnoliopsida, Rosales, Rosaceae. Bases 290 to 598 code for a protein of 102 amino acids. The record is from RefSeq and is a predicted model, not a curated record.
UAGCAUGUUGCAGGGGUCAGUUGAAGAAUAAAAGAAUCCCAUGUUUGAGAGUUGACAAAUUAAAUAUGCCUUAUAUUGUGGAUGGUUUUGGGAUAAAAUUUCCAUAUUUGCUUAAAGCUACUUUCCCUUUCUUAUCCAUAUCCUUUAUAAAUAGCCAGGCAGAUGAAACCCAAAGUCCACCAUCGCCAAACCUCACGAAUCUUACUUAGUUUUCUGCUUUAGAGUUUUCAUCAUUUCCAGUAGUUCAGCUGCGUUACUUGUUCUCUAAGAAUCCAAUUAUUAUUCGGUAAUGGAGAGUGUGAGACAGUUGGCUUCAGAGAAGGCCGCUGUGAUCUUCACAAAGAGCUCCUGCUGCAUAUGCCACAGCGUGAAGACACUUUUCUACGAGCUCGGAGCAAGCCCGGCGAUUCAUGAGCUCGACCGGUACACCAAUGGGAGGGACAUGGAGUGGGCAUUGAGGAACCUCGGCUGCAAUCCUGCUCUCCCUGCUGUGUUCAUAGGUGGGAAAUAUGUCGGCUCGUCGAAAGAAAUCAUAUCCUACCAUGUCGAUGGAUCUCUAAAACAAAUGCUCAAAGAUGCAAAAGCCAUCUGGUUCUAGCUAGCUAGCAGCUUAUAUUAUUACACAUGAAGCUUAAGCUAUGAUCUGUUAAUUAGCUCUAGUAGUAUACACAGAAAAGAAUCCCAAUACCAUUGCUUAAAGAAAAUGAGUAUUGAGGUUUAAUUUUCCAUUUUUCUUUUACUUCGUAUGUAACUUUCCUGGCUACAUUUUAAAUAUAUGAAAUGAAGUCAGAUAAUACGAAAAGUAUCCUGGAGAGUUCAGAAAAUUUCGCCAUCUAUAAACUUCUAUUUUACUGUU